Molecule: messenger RNA, 865 nt
Organism: Erigeron canadensis
Lineage: Eukaryota; Viridiplantae; Streptophyta; Magnoliopsida; Asterales; Asteraceae
Product: peptide methionine sulfoxide reductase B1, chloroplastic
Exons: 5
Coding region: 40-636 (198 amino acids)
Biological process (GO): protein repair; response to oxidative stress
Cellular component (GO): cytoplasm
Molecular function (GO): peptide-methionine (R)-S-oxide reductase activity
Source: RefSeq, a predicted model, not a curated record
AGGGACCAGAACGUUGUAUUCUGUUUUGUACAGUCAACAAUGGCUUCUCAUUCUUUAACCUCAAACAGUAUUAGACUCCAAAUUCAGUUUUCAUCCAAACCCCAAUUGAAUUCAGCUAUCAAAUCAUCUUAUCUUUUUAUAUCAAGAAUACCAACAACCAGAUUUCCUUCACUAGUUUGUUCCAUGGGUUCUUCUUCUUCAUCAUCACAGAAACCAGACUCCACUAUCCAAGAGUCAGGAAAUACGGAUUUUAAAUCUGUAAGUGAUCAAGAAUGGAAGAAGAAGCUGACUGGAGAGCAGUUUUAUGUAACUAGACAGAAAGGCACAGAAAGGGCCUUUUCUGGGGAAUAUUGGAACACUAAAACUCCUGGGGUUUACAAUUGCAUCUGUUGUGACACUCCACUAUUCGAGUCAUCCACCAAGUUUGACAGUGGAACCGGUUGGCCAUCAUACUAUGAACCAAUUGGAGACAAUGUGAAGUCAAAGCUAGACCUAUCAAUCAUUUUCAUGCCUCGCCAAGAAGUUGUAUGUGCAGUUUGUGAUGCUCAUCUUGGUCAUGUUUUCGAUGAUGGUCCUCCACCCACCGGCAAACGUUACUGCAUCAAUAGUGCUUCCUUGAAAUUGAACCCAAAGUAGGACUUCCAAAGAACACAAACCAACAACACAUGACAGGACAAGGCAUUUUGCUCUUGUACUUUUCAGUCUUUUUUCUUUUCUCUGUUGUAAAUGUACGAGUCAAGAAUUGGCAUACUAUGAAUGAGAUGGACUGGUAAGUCGAUAUACCAAAUGAGCAUAUGUUUUUGUUUAUAUACGGACAUACAUAUAUCAGACCAUUAUAUAUGAAAGUUACAUAUAUGUUUUACUA